GAUCAAUCCCUGUCAGAAUGUCUCCCUAAUUUCAUAGCAGCACAUGUACAAACAUUUCAAUCCAAAAUAUACCACCGCAGCUUGACAAGUGCCUCUAUAUGACAGCAGACUCCUAAUCAGGACCACCAUUCUCCCCUUUCACAUACACACAUUAAACUCUACCACUGGGAAGUGACCACAUCAGUGCAGCCAGAUCUCUAAUAGAGCACACACACACACAAACACACUCUCACACACUCUCUCGCUUGGCAGCAGAAGUUCCAAAUCAUCCAGGGAGGAAGAGAGAGCAAACUUACAGCACCAAAUGCAUCUAAUAAGUUGUCAGCAAAGGUGAGGCACAGCCCCCAACUUCACACCAAGGCCUCUGCUUCCUGUGGCUAGGAAGCACUCAGUGGGCUGCCUACUGCCGCAUUCAUUACCAGUCCAGUGUUGCCAGAGUCGGCAGGAAAAAGGGGAUUUGUUUGCCAGUGAGUAGGGAUAACUCGGACCACUCACUGCCUUCACAGACAAAGGACUCUAAGGGUUUGCUUGAAGGGCUCCCUAGCCAAGGAAAAAAAUAUCCACAAGGACCAAUUUACAGAACUAUCACUUCACAGAAGACUGCAUUGAUUUUAGGAGGUGGUGGUCUAGCAGAAGGAAAGGAAGUUUAUAGAUUACCAAUUUUCUGUGUGAUCAAUAUGUGAAUGGGGUUGCUUAUUUUAUACCAGAUUUUGAAACAGAUUGGAAAUUAGCAUCACAUUUGGUUGUUGGUGACGGCCGCUAAUCAGCAGUGUGACUGUGAAUAAUCUGUGAGAUUGACAGGGUGGUGGCAGUUGUACAGCUUCAAAGUCUUCAGAGUACACAGUCAAGCACAUCACCAAGGUCUUACAAAUUGGAGCAGCUCACUUUUUCAUUAACUUCACGGAAAACUGAGGGAAUUCAAACAAGGCACAGUUUAAACCUUUUUCUUAUAAGCUGCUUUGAGCCAGAAAAAAAAUCAAGAAAAACCAAAACGAUUGGUAGUGCGUUUAAAGUUGACAUCUUCACCUCUGAUAAUGGUUGCUUUCACCAAUACAACAGAGGGAAAUAAAAGGCACAACUAAAGGAAACAAGGAGCGCGCACACACAUAAAGGACUAAUCUAAGCCUGGUGGUUCAUUGAGCGGGAAUCAUUGAAUGGACUUGACUUGGAGAGAGAGAGAGAGGGAGAGCAAGUGGGAUGCCAGAAUAACAGCAGGUGCUAGAACCAGAUGCAUUAGUAACUCAACACCCCAUUGUGAGCCAGGUGAAUCAAUUAACAAAACCACUAGUUUAUGUAGAUCUGAUAUUAGAGUUUUGUGGGACAUUUCCUUUGCGCUCACCAGGGGGAAAAAUCAUAAGUUUCCAAUAUAGAAAAGAGAAUUUCACAGCAUCAGGAAAUACAGGAAUUUUAUGAGGACUUGCUGAGGGAAACUGUACUUGAGAAGAGAAGAGGAAGACUGAAAAAAUACAACUUGAUAUUGAAAAGUUCAAAGCACUAUAUUCACUAUGGAAUCUAUUCAAUAUAACUCAGGCAUACCAUGCACAGGGAAUGCCUCCAUCACUAGAGUAAACUGCAGUAACAUUUCCAUUACUACACCUUCUCCAACCCAGGGAUCAACAAGCCAACUUGAGUGGCAAGUUUUAUGCGAUUACAUAGUAUUCUACGCAAAUCCCAUUUUAAUUGGAUUUGGAUUAUUCUUUGCAAUUUUUAACACCAUAGUUGUUAUGAGCCAUGCUAGAAUUUCCAAUGACAGCUAUAUGAUGGGACUGACAAUAUCAACAGCCAUUAUGUAUAUCUGUAAUGGCAUGUUGCAUUUCCCUGAUUAUGUGGGCUACAGCGAGGCUUUUCAGCAUGUAUUUGUGUACAUUCUGGGUGGCGGUGAAUGGUUUGCCUACACUGCACUGUGGCUCAUCGUCAUGGCUGCUUUGGAAAGGUGCGUUAACAUGAUGCGCCACCAGGGGGACACUCUGUGCACCUCUCUCCAAGCCUGUAUCACCACCAUCAUGAUCUACAUGGUGUGCUUCGUCAGCACCCUGCCACGGUACUGGGAGUAUGAAGUCGGACCCACAGUUGACCCCGCCACUAAUAACACCUUUCGUAAAGUCAUGAAAAGUGCAGCAGCAUCAGGUCCAGAAUACAGUGUAUACUACUUUUGGUACAUUCUCAGCUUCAAACUUUUGUUACCCUUCCCCCUCAUGCUCAUCAUGACCAUUAUUCUCUGCCAACGUAUCGGGCAUUACAGGAAAAGGAAAAUCCCUUCCUACAGACGUGACAGCACCUUAAUUCUACUCAAUCGCAAACUCAAGGAAGAGAUCGACAUCUCCAGAUUAGCCCUAGGGCUGCUGGUGACCUAUCUGUUGCUAGCAGGACCGUAUGUAAUUAUCACCGCCAUCCCUGAGGUUUUCCCAGAGGCGCUGGACAAGACAUCAACCUUGUAUAGUAUUUUGUUUAAUUUUUCACAAUGUUCUUAUUAUCUGAACUUCAGUCUCCAAGUGAUCUUAUUCUCCUGUUACAGUAAGUCCUACAGGAUUGCUGUGGCCAGACUAUGUUGUGACAGAUGCAGGAAUCCAGACUAUGAGGAUUAUUAAUCUUUAGCCUUAUGCUUGAAUUCCUAAUCCAAACAACUUGGGAAAUCGGAAAACCAUGAGGACAAAAGAAUGGCUCUCAAUGGAUAAAAAAAUCUCACUUUCUCUGAAGAAUAAAAAAUAUCUGGUGUAAGACUGAAAUCUACAGCAGCUGUUGGUGUGGUGCAACGUCAUUGUUAAAUUAUUUUUUCAUUGUGGUUUAGUCAAGUAAUUUGAAACAGAAAAGAAAAUAUAAAAUAUAAGACAACAAAGUGAAUGUUUGAAACAAAAAAUAAUUGUCACAACAUGAUUUUUCAAUGGCUAUUGAAGUUUGAUUGUGAUGGGUGAAAAAUAAAUGCCUUAAACUAAA
Lingula anatina is the source of this 2934-nucleotide messenger RNA. RefSeq lists its product as uncharacterized. The record is from RefSeq and is a predicted model, not a curated record. Gene Ontology annotation, cellular component: membrane. NCBI's taxonomy places the organism in Eukaryota, Metazoa, Brachiopoda, Lingulata, Lingulida, Lingulidae.